Molecule: messenger RNA, 7161 nt
Organism: Platichthys flesus (European flounder)
Lineage: Eukaryota; Metazoa; Chordata; Actinopteri; Pleuronectiformes; Pleuronectidae
Gene: rad54l2
Product: RAD54 like 2
Exons: 22
Coding region: 226-4740 (1504 amino acids)
Cellular component (GO): nucleus
Molecular function (GO): ATP-dependent chromatin remodeler activity; ATP hydrolysis activity; ATP binding
Source: RefSeq, a predicted model, not a curated record
UUCCACAGUAUUGGGUUGUUCUCUCCCUGCGAGCGUCGACAGAACCACCGCUUCGUGGGCGGAACGCUGCCCUUUUUCCUCGCCGCCCCAGUUAAUAUCAGCUCGCCUCGUUUUACUGCCACAGAUGGACACAGGCGCGUACGUGGUUUGGACGUUUGAAAUUGCGUUUAUUGUGGCUUCUGAUGAAGGUGUGUAGGUAAUACUUUAAGAGCCCUGCAAGACGCCAUGUCUGAAGAGGCAAAUUCGGAAAGUGACCUGGAGCCCAGCCUUAACAGUGAAGAGGAGAAUUUAGAUGAUGAUGAUGAGGAAGAAGAAGAGGAAGACGUGGAUGAAGAUGAGGAUGAGGAUGACAAUGAUGGAGACGAUGAAGAUGACAGUGUUGAUCGGCCCGCCAGUGCCCAGGAUGGCAGGGACUCCGCCUCAGCAACCUCCGGAGAGCCUUCCUCUGAGCCUCCUUCUCGGCCUGCAUCGCGCCCGUCCUCCGGGGCGCCCUCCAGAUCUCCGUCAAGACCUCCCUCCGGCUCUCAGCCUCCAAGCAGCCCCAAAAGCGCAAAGAGCAAAUCACCUUCCAGCAAAACCAAGAAACAAAAAUCCUCUAAAUUAACCAAAUCCUCCAAGUCUUCAAAAGGCUCGAAAACCUCCAAGCCAUUAAAACCUGUACACAUGAGGAAAAAUAUCAGAAAGCUGCUAAAAGAGGAUCAGCUGGAGGCUGGGACCAAGGCUGCUCAACAGGAAGAGAUGGAGAGGCGGAAACGUCUGGAGCAGCAGAGGAAGGACUUUCCCACACCAGCCCCAGUUGUCCCAGACUCUCAACUAGCAGUGGACACUGCUUUGCUUUUAGGAGAAGUAUCCCACCUUGUUCCGGCUCACCUGAUCAAGCAGGAUGUGAUUUGUCUGGACAGCAGCGGUGAUGAAGAUGAACAAAUGGAACCCGACUUGCCUGCACUUGCCAUCAGAGAUGAUAUAAUUGAGCUCAGCUCUGGGGAUGAGGAUGCCCUGCAGAUAAGCAGCGAGUCGGCUGAUGAGGACGCUGAUGGCACCACCGGCUCAGAGGAGAGCAGUGGGGCACAUAUCAACGAUGCUUUUAACCUGCCUGACGCCCAGGGUCAAGUGCUGGUUAACAUCAAUCACCCUGCAGAGGAGAAAGACAUUUAUCUCGCUCCACAGCUGGCCAGGGCUGUCAAACCCCACCAGGUCGGGGGGAUCCGGUUUCUCUAUGAUAAUCUCAUUGAGUCUCUGGAGCGUUAUAAGACCAGCAGUGGAUUUGGCUGCAUCCUUGCUCACAGCAUGGGGUUGGGCAAGACACUGCAGGUCAUUUCCUUCAUUGACAUCCUACUGAGGAACACUGAGGCUCACACUGUGCUGGCCAUUGUCCCAGUGAACACACUUCAGAACUGGCUGACAGAGUUUAACCUUUGGCUUCCACCUCAAGAAGCCCUCUCUCCUGACACUGACCCUACGCUCCUCGCUGGCCGAUUAUUCAAAGUUCACAUUCUCAACGAUGAGCAUAAAACAACACCGGCUAGGGCCAAGGUUGUUGAGGACUGGUCUAGAGAUGGAGGCGUGUUGCUUAUGGGUUAUGAGAUGUACCGUCUGCUGUCCAUGAAGAAGAGUUUUGUUACGGGCAAGAAGAGGAAAUCAAAGAAGCCUGCAGGACCAAUCAUCAUUGACCUGGAUGAAGAGGACAGACAGCAGGAACUCAUGAAAGGAAUUGAACAAUCCAUUGCGCGGCCUGGUCCAGAUGUGGUGAUCUGUGAUGAGGGUCAUCGCAUUAAGAACUACCAUGCCAGCACAUCGCAGGCGCUGAAGAACAUCCGCUCCCGACGUCGAGUAGUUUUGACAGGAUACCCACUGCAGAACAACCUCAUUGAGUACUGGUGCAUGGUGGACUUCGUCAGACCUGACUUUUUAGGCACAAGGCAGGAGUUCAGCAAUAUGUUUGAGCGGCCCAUUCUGAACGGGCAGUGCGUGGACAGCACACCUCAAGAUGUCCGCCUCAUGCGCUACCGCAGCCAUGUGCUGCACAGCUUGCUGGAGGGUUUUGUGCAGAGACGGGGUCAUGAUGUGCUGCAGGACCAGCUGCCCUCCAAACAGGAGCAUGUCAUCUUAGUACGACUGUCUCCCAUUCAGAGGGCACUGUACACUGAGUUUAUGAAACGCUUCAGAGAAGCAGGAAACAAUGGCUGGCUUGGUCUUAACCCACUCAAAGCCUUCUGUGUGUGCUGCAAGAUCUGGAAUCACCCUGACGUCCUAUACGAAUCCCUGCAGAAGGAGACCCAGGCCAAUGAGCAGGACCUAGACCUGGAUGACAUCUCUUCGCGUUGCCCUGCACCCGGUGCUGGCCUCAAGGCCAAAGUAGCCGACUCAAGCAACAGCAAAGUUAACAUCACCCUGCCACCACUCAAUCAUUCACAAGAAAAGGCCAAUCAAGUCAUCACAUAUGAAUGGGCUAAGAACAUAAUGGCACAUUACCAAACUGGACUUCUCCAAAACUCUGCCAAGAUGGCUCUACUCUUUCAUUUGAUUGAUGAGAGUGUGAGAAAAGGAGACAAGAUUUUGGUGUUCAGUCAAAGCUUGUCCACGCUGUCUGUCAUUGAGGACUUCUUAUCAAAGAGACCGGUGCCAACAGACGUCCUCUCAUCUGCCACGCAAAACCAAAACUGGAUUCGCAACCUCAAUUACUACAGACUGGAUGGGAGUACGUCUGCCACAGAAAGAGAACGACUGAUCAAUCAGUUCAAUGACCCAGAGAACACGGCAGCAUGGCUUUUCCUCCUCUCCACCAGAGCUGGAUGCUUGGGAGUAAAUCUAAUCGGGGCCAACCGCGUUGUUGUGUUCGAUGCCUCCUGGAACCCUUGUCAUGACGCCCAGGCUGUGUGUAGAGUGUACCGGUAUGGUCAAAGGAAACCAUGCCACAUUUACCGCCUUGUUUGUGAUUUCACCCUGGAGAAGAAAAUCUAUGACAGACAGGUCUCCAAACAGGGCAUGUCUGACCGUGUAGUUGAUGACCUGAACCCAGUGCUGAACUUCACUCGUAAGGAAGUGGAGUCAUUGCUGCACUUUGUAGAGGAAGAGCACGGUGCCAAUAAAAACCAUCUGGGAUCCUCGGACGACUUUGAGGAAGUGCUUUACCAAGCUUGUCAGCGGUACCCACACUUCAUCACCAAGCAACCUUUCCAUCACGAGUCUCUGCUGACGGACCGGAAGGAGUCGAAACUGACCAAAGCGGAGAAAAGAGCGGCCAAGAAGAGCUACGAGGAUGAGAAACGAGCUUCUGUGCCGUACUCUCGCCCUUCGUACGCAACCUAUUAUCCAACCAGUGAUCAGGUGCUCGCGAACAUACCAGCAUUUAACCAACGGGGCUGGCGUCCCAUGGCAAGGCCAGAUGACAAGCCUGUAGCAAGUGUCAGGCCCAUCCAGUCAACCCCAAUACCCAUGAUGCCUCGCCAGGUCGGCAUGGGCAUAGCGGGCUCUAGCUCAGCCGGCAGCCUGCCUGUCAACUUCCUGCAGAAAGCUGGAGUCUACGUGCAGAGGAUUGUAACCACAACCGAUAUCGUAAUCCCAGGAGCCAACAGCACAACGGAUGUUCAAGCUCGCAUUAGUGCAGGAGAGAGCAUCCAUGUCAUCAGAGGAUCUAAAGGAACCUACAUCAGGACAAAUGAUGGAAGGAUUUUUGCUAUUCGUUCAGGAAAGAUCAGUAGACCAACGCUCGGCGGCUCUGCUGCUUCAAGAGAUACCCAAGGAUCCCUGAUCCAUUCAGUGAGUAAUGGCUGUUCAUCCCCUUUUGAUCAGCAGCAGCGCUCCCCCAAUGAGGAACAGUGUUCCUCCCCUCUGAGCGCUGAGAUUCUCAGAGAACUCAGCCGCUACACUUCAUCUACGGGCGACGAAGCCACCGGCGUGGGUAACGAAUUGCCGUCGCCCCCACAUGUGUCGGCUGUUCCAGCAGGUGAUGGUGACGAUUCUCAAACCAGUCCGACUGGUGAUCCCGGCAGGGAGCGCAGUGACAACCUCAUGAGCUUGGCAUUAGAGUUGCGUGGCGCCAAACGCAGAAGUACUGAAAGCCCGGGAAGCACACAAUUAGGAGGCAAACGCACCUCUUCUGCAGCUCGUUUCCCCGGACUGUCCAUGGGCUCCAGUGGGCUCAGUUAUCCUCCCAUGGGUUUGAACUCUUCCUCUCUUCUGGGCAACCUAGGGCACAUGAGUCACCCACUUCUAAUGGGUGGCAGCGGUGGAUCAUCAUUCCUACAGACACCAGGACAAACACUGGCCGACCUACAGACUAUGUUCCCCUCUGCCGGCUCAGACCUCUUGAGACAGUCUGCCCCAGGGAAUGGACACCUUCCCAUCCCCUCCUCUUCCUCCCUGUCCACUGUAUACUCCUCUGCUUCCACCACUGCCCCCAUGUCAUCGACACCCUCAGCAGCAACUUCUUCCUCCAUGGCAUCAGGUUCUCUGCCACCAUACUUGAUGAACCCAAGCAUGGCUGGCCUGCUUUCAUCAGGCUUCCCCCUCAACUACAGUCAGUCGCUGCUGUCCGAGCAGAGGAUGUUCCCCACCUCUCUUCUUCCUGGGUCAGGGGGGUACCCUGACUCCAGUUCUUCUACGUCCAGCUUCCUCUCUCAUUACAAUCCCACCUCCAGCCUGUUGGGGGCAGCUCUGACCCAUCCGGACCGUCACCAGAUCACAGAGAAUGGCGGAAGUAGUUCGGAUGACGAUGUUAUAGAGGUUAUGGGACAGUAGCGACUUGUGACGUCACAGAGAGGCAGUUUCACACACAAUCUUGUUAAGUACAUACGGGAUGGGAAUAAUAACAUGUUUACAUAACUAAAUUAAUUAUUUCAUAGUAUCUACCCUAACUCAUAAACUGGUUAAAGAUGACCAGAGGUAUUGUUAUAUUUUGAAUGUUUGAGCAAAUCAAAAUGAAAGUGAGAAAAAAGUGAAUACAAAUAAUUGUGAGUAGCGAAAUUUGACAAUGCAUAAAUCACCUAAUUGUCAAGGAAAUGAAAUUCCCAUUUCUAUGGUCUCAUAUAACUUUUCUCACACACAAGGAAUUUUACCUGAGAGAGAAUCAAUGUGAACCUUCAUGACAAAGUCAAAGUAACAAAUCCUAAUGCUGAAUAUCCCAGACUUCACCUGGAGCAUCAGAGCAGUGGGAACAGACGUUCUGUCAAUUGGGGACCAGCUGAAGCUUUCGGUGGCUUUCUAAGCACAGCCCCUCCUUCUACAUUUGUAAGCAAGGCCUCGCUGGGCCGUUAGAUUUAUUCUAAUGAAUUCAGAUGGAAUAAUGUUAUUUAAAACUGUUGGGUUUUCUCAUCAUAUAUUUUGCUGGGAAACAGUCAAGUACUUUCAGAUAUGUAAGCCGAACUCACCUGCUGAACACUGAUUUACUUAUUUCAGUUUUUUAAGAAAAAGAAAAGUGGGAAAGCUAUCAAAUAAAUAGGUCACAGAGGCUAAAGACCACGGUGUUAUUAUCUGGGGAAAUCCAUUUAAUAUAUCAAGAGAAAAUCCUUCAGAGUUUACCUUUAACACAGAAACUUUAGGCUUUCAGAGCAUAUUUUAGUCUUUAGCAAUUUGAUAGACAUUGUGGCAUCCCCUGUUGAAAUGAUGUUAUGUGUGAAACAAUAACUGAACAUGUUGAUACUUUGUAAAUACCAGUCAUUAUCAUUGUUUAUAUUGCAAGUCGAUACUGUGCAGUGUGUAGAUUUUGGUCAUAGGGAGAAGGCUUAUUAUUACGACUAUCAUGAUGACAAACAUGCCUUCACACAAGUGCUGGGCAAACAAAUUUAUGUUCAACUUCGUAAUUUUCUUUCUUUUUUUUUACCAAAAUGAAUGUACCUUCAUAUCAACCUUUGAUAACACAGGGGCUGGGACAUGGAUUCAGACUGUGUCCUUUAAUUUUUAGCCUUAAAUAACACAUAGGGGUCUUUAGCAUCACAGAGGAAGAUCUACUGAGCAUUUAGACAAGUCGGUGACAAACUCAAAACACCAUUCUGAGGCAGAUUCAGCAUAAUUACUAAAAGCACUAGGUGUGGAAGCCAAAAGGAGCACAAACAAACCCAGUGUGUCCUCGGUAUAAGAUGAUUAUCGCUGAGUCAACCUACAUGACACGUCUUUUUUUCACAAUGACUUUUACCACAGAUCACUUUAACAGACUCUUGAGAACACGUUACCUAAACUGUAGAAACUGUUGCAUUUGUACAGCCUGAGUGUGUGAAACCUUAAAUCAAUGUAUCCACCAACCAUCAAAUCCCACCUGAAUAAGACUUCAAUACAACCACCAGUGACGUUGUAAGAAUGGUGUUGGGUGGUGUGGCGGCCUUACCAAACUGACAUUGCCAUCGUAGUGUACGUAGCGUCAGUAGUGUCGGUCAGUGUGGAUCUGCGGUGCUUUAGGGAGUCCAAGUCUUCGCUGUUCUCUGUAGCCUUGUUUCUGUGUUGUGAUGACACCUUGAGGUAUUUAGAUGUAGGAAGGUCCCUCUCCUCCGUUAAGUAAAUAGGUUAGAUGCAGUGUGGAAGCCUUUAGAAAACACUGGAUAACCUGAGACAACAGAUUAUUCCCUACGAAGGCUCAUGUCUGAGUACUGUUCACCUUUAGUUUAACUUUGUACCGGCUCCUUCCCUUCCGUCAUGGAUGAUUCAUUUUUUUAUCAUCAGAUGUCUUAGAAACUUGUUUUUUGUUUUGUUUCAAAUGUGAAGGUGGAGCUGUCACUUUGAAAAAGGAUCAUAUCUGGUACAUUAUACUGACCUUUAUUUUCAGUCUUCUUUAUCUGUUGGAAACACUACACAUAUGGAUCAUAGAAAUUAUAUCAGUAUAUAAAAGAAAUCCCCAUCUUACCCCAUUCUUGUCAAUUGUGUGCAUUUUUCAUGUUUCAGGGGAACAUUUCAUUUUUUAAAAACUGUUUUUUAUAACUUUAAUUAUCGGUGUUCGUUCACCUGACAGUUGUCUCCUGUAUUUCGGUGUAAGUCUGAAGUUUAUUUAUUUAUGUAAAAUAUACUAGGUUUGUUUUCUUUUUGCUAUUACUUUUUUAAACAUUUGUUCACUUUGACCCAUUGACGGCUGAUCCAGUAGGAAUUUCGUAUAUGCAGCCUAGAUCGAAGCAGAAAAAGACUGUGUUAUCAAUGUUAUUUUAACAAUAAAACGCAUACUGCAGUGUGAAUCAU